AUGGAUAUCAACAGAUUAACCAUCAAAGAACAAAACGAAUACAUGAAGAAAGGGAAAUGUUUCCAAUGCGGACAAACAGGGCAUGUGUCUCACGACCAUGCGACCAACCCCACCCUUAACACUGGAAAAGGAAGUACAUCCAAUUCUAGAAAACCCGCCACUCCCUAUAAGGCUAUCAUGCCACUGCCAAACAAAAACACCGCACAGAAAGUCUGUGCUAUCAUGGCAGGACUCGAUGACAAAGAAUUAGAAGAAGCAAAAGUUGCUUUUAUAGAAUCUUUGGAUAAAGAUCCAAACGAACCAGCCGAAGAAGAAUCAGACGAUGAAGAUGAAAACAAGGGUUUUCAAAUUCGAAGUGUACCUAACAACGACUUGAAUUCAAUGUGCGUUAACACAAGAAUUAUUAAUGGAAAGAAAACCGUCGAAACAAAAGUGUUUAUCGACAGUGGUGCUCAAGGAAUUUUUAUGGAUGAACGAUUUGCGAAAGAACACAGACUCCCGCUCUUGAGAUUGGAUAAGGAAAUCCAAGUCUCAAACGUAGACGAAAGCCCAAACAAGAAUGGACCCAUUAGGUUCUAUACCCGACUCCUGCAAAAAUCAAUGGAAAAAAUUAACCCCGAAGUAAACUGGACAAAAAAGACCAUCAAGAUUAUCCCAGACAGGAUAAAGAAACCGAACAUACGACAAGCCAUAGAUCGAGAAAUCCAGAUUCUAAAGAUAGAAUCAGAACGCAAGAAGAUGAAGUCAAAAGAAGCUUUCGCAGAUCAGCUGCGAAAAAUCCCUGACAGAAGAAACAAAAAGAAGAGAUCAACAGUCUUUAUUGAAGAGAUACCUGAUGAAGACGCAACCCCGAAGUUUGAAAGAUUAGCAGAUAACGAAGAAGCCAUUCUCAUAACUGUGAAUGAACUUCCCAAUCAAUAUGAAGACAUGCCAGCCCUAGUACCCAACACAGAAGAUGAUGAAGAAGAUGAAUCAGAAGGAGAUCUUGUCACCGCAUAUCUCCAAGAAGAAACUAUAACGACAUUCAAACCAGAGAAAGAAGAACCCCUGAAUCAACCCAUUCAGAUUGAUUCAGAUCUAGCAAUUAGAGCCAAGACAUCUAUAUCACAGAUAUUCGAAAAGAAAGCAUCAGAGCGCUUUCCCGAAUCGAGACCAUGGGAUCAUAGAAUCGAUCUCAAACCGGACUUUGUACCAAAGAGAUCGAAACUCUACCCAUUAGGACAAAAAGAAGAAGAAGAAAUGAACAAGUUUAUCGAUGAGAAAGGUUUUAUCAAACCAUCAAAUUCACCUCAGGCUUCACCCUUCUUUUUCGUAUCAAAGAAAGACAGCAAAGCACUGAGACCCUGUCAAGAUUAUCAUUAUCUGAACAGUUACACAGUCAAGAACACAUAUCCCCUUCCAUCUAUCGACGAUCUCCUAAACAAACUCCAAGGAGCCACAGUCUUUACAAAGUUAGAUAUCCAAUGGGGAUAUAACAAUGUCCAAAUUAAACAGGGUGAUGAAUGGAAAGGUGCCUUCAUCACUAAAAGAGGACUAUUCGAACUGACAGUAAUGUUCUUUGGAAUGACCAAUUCGCCCGCGACAUUCCAAGCCAUGAUGAAUGACUAUUUCGCUGAUAUGAUCACCCAAGGAUGGGUUUUGAUCUAUCUUGACGAUAUUCUCAUAUUCUCCAAAGACCCCAAACAUCAACAUGGACGAACCGAGAAAGUUCUAACAAGACUAGAAGAAAAGGAUUUGUUCCUUAAACCAGAGAAGUGCGUUUUCAAUGCCAAAGAAGUUGAAUACCUAGGUUUCAUCAUAAGGCCAAAUGAAAUCCCCAUGGACCCAACAAAACUAGCUGGAAUUCAGGAUUGGAUUCCACCAAAGAAUGUAAAAGGCAUCAGAUCAUUUUUAGGAUUUGGCAACUUCUACCGAAGAUUUAUUGGCAACUAUGCAGAAACCGCCAAACCCCUGAACGAACUUACUAAGAAAAUGAAAGUUUUCAAAUGGUCACAAGAAUGUCAGACGGCCUUCGAUAACUUAAAGAAGAAGUUUCUAGAAAAACCCAUUCUAAUCAUCCCUGAUCCAACAAAACCAUUUUAUGUUGAAUCAGAUGCAUCCAAAUGGGCUACAGGAGCCGUUCUCCGACAAAGAGAUACGAACGGAGAUUUGAAACCAUGCAGUUACAUUUCUCACAGUUUUACUCAGACAGAAAGGAACUACAACAUAUAUGACAGAGAACUUCUAGGCAUCAUAUGA
Laccaria bicolor S238N-H82 is the source of this 2238-nucleotide messenger RNA. Its product is annotated as reverse transcriptase-RNase H-integrase. Bases 1 to 2238 code for a protein of 745 amino acids. The transcript has 4 exons. NCBI's taxonomy places the organism in Eukaryota, Fungi, Basidiomycota, Agaricomycetes, Agaricales, Hydnangiaceae. The record is from RefSeq and is a predicted model, not a curated record.